Molecule: messenger RNA, 2486 nt
Organism: Mangifera indica (mango)
Lineage: Eukaryota; Viridiplantae; Streptophyta; Magnoliopsida; Sapindales; Anacardiaceae
Product: kelch domain-containing protein 3-like
Exons: 11
Coding region: 238-1980 (580 amino acids)
Molecular function (GO): protein binding
Source: RefSeq, a predicted model, not a curated record
AUCAAAUCACUCUCCUCUUCACGUCUCUUGCUAAUCAAGCCCUGACACAUGUUUAAUCUCCUUAAUUUCUGAUUAUUUCAUUUAUUAUCAUUAUUAUUUUUUAUUAUCUUUAUUUUUUUUGCAUGAACUCAAUUUCUACUCUAUCCCCAAAAAAACACAUUUUCUAUCACUUUCUUGAGAAAAAAAAAUAUAAGUUUCUGAAACACUGGAGAUUUUCCCGGUAAAGAAAAUUGAAAAAUGAGGUGGGAAAAGGUGCAGCUUUAUACCCAACAAGCUCAAGAAUAUGCUUGCACUGAAAUAUCAAGUUCGGGGCCCGGCAAGAGAUGGGGUCACACCUGUAACGCUAUUAAAGGUGGCAGAUUUCUCUAUGUUUUCGGCGGUUAUGGCAAAGACAACUGCCAGACUAACCAAGUUCAUGUUUUUGAUACUGUUAAUCAGACUUGGAGCCAGCCAAUGAUAAAGGGCAUGCCACCCACUCCACGGGACAGCCAUAGUUGUACUACUGUUGGUGACAAUCUCUAUGUUUUUGGUGGUACUGAUGGAAUGAACCCUCUUAGAGAUUUGCAUAUAUUGGACACUUCUUCACAUACAUGGAUAUCACCCAGUGUAAGAGGUGAAGGACCAGAGGCACGGGAGGGUCAUAGUGCAGCCCUUGUUGGUAAACGGCUCUUUAUAUUUGGUGGUUGUGGGAAGUCUUCCUAUACUAAUAAUGAAGUAUACUACAAUGAUCUUUACAUACUGAAUACAGAGACAUUUGUGUGGAAACACACUACAACAUCAGGCAAUCCCCCAUCUGCACGUGAUAGCCAUACUUGCUCAUCUUGGAAGAAUAAAAUUAUCGUGGUUGGUGGUGAAGAUGGACAUGAUUAUUAUUUGUCAGAUGUCCAUAUCCUUGAUGCAGAAACUCUUACUUGGACAGAGCUGAAAACUUCAGGCCAGAUGUUGCCACCUCGAGCUGGUCAUGCCACGGUUGCGUUUGGAAAGAAUUUAUUUGUAUUUGGGGGAUUUACUGAUUCCCAAAAUCUAUACGAUGACCUCUAUAUGCUUGAUGUUGAUACUGGUAUAUGGACAAAGGUGAUGACUAUGGGUGAAGGGCCUUCUGCAAGAUUUUCUGUGGCUGGUGACUGUUUGGAUCCCUUGAAGGGUGGGGUUCUUGUAUUCAUUGGUGGUUGCGACAAGAGUCUUGAGGCUUUGGAUGAUAUGUAUUACCUAUACACUGGACUUGCAAAUGAGCGAAAGUUUGAGAAUUUAUCACUAAGGAAGCAGUUGAAGUUAAAAUGCCUGGAACAAAAUCUUACUCCUGUAAAUGACAGGGCUCUGGUUAGAAUUGAAACGUUCACUGAUGUGCAGCAACCCAUGCCUCUGUCAAGUUAUGGCCAGCCAAGAAGAGAGAGUUACCCAAUAUAUGAAGCUGUUGCCCUACAUGGAAAGAAAACAUUUCAAGCUAAGGUUACUGAAAACCUCCCGCAUGGAUAUACCAUUGAAACUAUUAUAGAUGGAAAACCUCUUCGUGGAAUAUUAUUUGCAAACAAGCCAAUCCCUUGUGCCCUCACAACUAAUCAUAAUCCCAGUGGUAAAAGGGCUGCUGGGGAGGGGGGUUUUAUGUUGAAUGGUGAUUGCAACAGCAAUUCAAGAGCUUCUAAAAUUGUAAAACAUGAUGCAAUGGAUCACAGACAAGAAGAUGGUCUCACCGAGAUGGAAUUCACAUCACUGGAGACAGUGACUGCUACUGCUGCUCCUGAUAUGAAAAAUCUGCCACCUUCUGAUUCUUCUCAGACUUUUAAGGAGCCAGUAUGUCCAGAACCAUCAGUUGCUUCUUUGAAUUUAGACAACGAUAAGACUACUGAUAUACCGAACUCUACAGCUGAAGUUCCUUCAGAGACAAUUCAAUCCUUAGAGGAUUCUGCACUUAUUUCCCCAAAACCAGAUGACCCAGCAUCCACCAACGAAGGACAUGGUGAUCCAGCGCAAUCAAUUUGAAAAGUAAGACAACCUUUAACUGUUUGCAAUGACUGCCAAACAAGACUACAAUACCAACCACAAGCCAUUUGUACAUUCAAGUUUCAAGUUGGUUACUUGCAUUCAACCUGUCAGAUACAGAAUCAGCUAACUGGUGUGAUCUGCCACCUGCUAACACUCAUCCUUCUGUCAUUUUACCAACCAAUGUGCACUCUUCUUCUUAACUUAAUUUACUAAUUAUUUUAAAGCCAUGAUUGACUAGUUUGUAUGCAGUAAGGCUUUUUUUUUCCCUUUUCCGACUAGUUAUCUUUUUUUUUUUUUUCCGAUUAAUGUUUAGGCAGAAUGAGAGAAUUCUAUUGCUUUCAAGCAAAAUACAGGGAUCUGCAAAUUAUCAGAUUCUGGCGUGCUUUUCCUACUCUAAUGAUAUGUAGCUCGAGUAAUCCUGUUUUUAUGAAAUUUUCUGUAUAAGAAUUUUUGUUGCGUGAAGGUACAAAAAGUUAGAAGCUUUUGCAUUAGGUUUUUCUCUC